Rotaria sp. Silwood2 is the source of this 1335-nucleotide messenger RNA. The record is from the annotation of a GenBank genome assembly. NCBI's taxonomy places the organism in Eukaryota, Metazoa, Rotifera, Eurotatoria, Philodinida, Philodinidae.
AUGGAACAAUCGAGCGAUGUUCAAAGUAUUGAAUUAGUAUCGGUGAAAAGAAGUUUCAUCAAAGCUCAUCUUGAUUAUCUUCAAAAAUUUAAUCUAUACAAUUCAAAAUCCAAUGAUAUUGACACAAUACACAGAGAAAGAUUAUCUACUCGUCUCUUUGUUUGUUCAUUAUUUAUACUUAUGUCUAGUACAAUUAUCUAUACCGCACUUUUAUCAAGUACAAUUAAUGUUACAGUUUAUAAUCCUUCAGAAAACAAGUUCAGAGAGAUCUAUGAAAAAUAUCCUAAUACUUAUACAUGUCCUUGUUCUCAUGUUAGCGUACAAUACAAUAAAUUCGCUCAUUUUCAAAUUACUUUCCAUGAAGUUUGCAAAAGUGAAUUUAUCUCACAAGAAUGGAUCGAUACGUCUUAUAGUGCUAAUGUUUCAUUUAUUCCACCAAAUGAUAUUCGUACAAUAUUAAGUCAUUUUUGGACUUUCGUUCGUUCAUUUUGUGCUUUGGCCAAUGUCAAUGUUAUUGAUGCAUCCAAUCAAUUCAACUCAACUAAUUUAGUGAGUCGCUUUGUACAACCUCAACAUUUAAUUGAGACAAAAGCCAAUGCAACUCUUGCUUUGGCACUCAACUCCACAUUAAAUAAUCUUAAGCGAAAUCUACUUCUUACACGUGAAAUAAUUUUAAGUAAUGGACUCCUAUCAAGUCUAGCUACCAACUUUUUCUUUUACAUCAGCUUUUUAGAACAAUCACCCUUUUACUCAUCAAUUGAUAUAGGUAUAAAUGCUACAUCUUUUCCAGAUGGUUGUUCUUGUGAGAAAUCCAAUGGAUGUUCUCGUUCAGCUGUUAUUUUUGAGUCCAAUGCAACAUCACAUUCGAUAAAAGUACCAGGCAUGAUGUUUGAUUGUUUACCGUUAGAUGGUGCAUUGGCUUCAUCUCUUAAAUGUUUUUAUGAUUCAUCAUGUUUAUCAUUGAUUCAAAAUGUAUCACUGACUAAUAUGAGACCAUCACUACUUAGUAAUCACAGCCGUUUCAAACAUAAUACUACUUUAAUGACACUUGUAGAUGAACUGAUGAUUGAAGAAUUGAUCAUGACGGUAGUAUUUUCAUCUUACUAUUCAAUUUGUAACCCUAAGUAUUGCACUUAUUCAUAUACUCAUAAAUUCGAUAUACUUUUUAUGAUUACAUUUACUACUGGUGCAUUUGGUGGUGUUUCAAUUCUAUUAAGGUUCAUAGCUCCAUUGAUGAUCAAACUAAUAUUUAAGAUACAUUCAAUGAAAAGAAGAAAUAAUUCGAUUAAUGUCAAUAAUUCAAAUCAAUUUAAUCUUUCAUGUAAGUCCUUUUAA